UUGUCGUUAUUUUAGAAGUUCCAGUUGGGCCAUGGAUCCUGGAAAUUUUGAGAAGGGGUUGAACGACGAGUUGUGGUACCAUGUACCUGAAAGAGAGAUUUACCGUCUGAAGGACUUCACAGAGAAUGGGAUGAGGUUAUGAUGAUGUAAAAGAAAUACCCAGGGUGUCACAUGGCAAAGAUUGACGAUUUCUCGGGCACUGCACUGAACGUGGCGGUGGAUUGGGGCGAAGAACAUGUCGUUAAAUUGCUUAUGAAUUUCAUUAUCAGCGGCAAUACGAUGAAAGCUCUGGAAGUGGGUAACUAUUCACGACCAUGCUUGUCUUAUUAAAGGUGUACACAUAAAAACACCGCAUCCCGAAAAAAAAAAUGAACGAGAUUUUAGCAGUGACGAGGCUUCGGAAUUCUAAUAACGUGAAUUAUCCAGAGAACUACGCUGUGUUGAUUACAGGCUUUGCUAGUUUAAUUGGUAAACUAUUUUGGAGAAAGAAAAACAGUGACCCAGAAAAGCCGCCAAACACUGGACGGAUUAGCCGUUUGGAUGGACAAUGCCCAUCAAACUGUAGUUGAAUUUGUGAACUCUGUAUGCAUAUGUAUUUGGGAAAUUUUAGGAGGUGUGUAUAUAUUCUUCUUGUUUAUUGAUGUAUUUGUAGCUACUUUUAACUAUUGAAUCAUUGCACCUGCUUUUUAAGGGUUAAACGAACUAAAGAAGUCAAAAGAGAAGCAUCGGUGGGCUUAUAGACUCUUUGUGGAACUAAUGAAAAGACAUGAUGUGGUGGCACUCACGGGAGGGAAUCCUAUUGAUUUAAAAAUUGAAGCAGACAAGUACAAUGUUUUUAGCCCGUGGACGCAAGGGGAAAGCAGCAGGAAGAAGGGAGAAGAAAAUGAGACAAUUCGGAAGGAAAACGAUUCGGAAUCCAAUAAGAAGAAGGGUAUCGACAAAAAGGAGACACCAUUUUUGGCUGCAGCAAGAAAUGGCAUAGUUGAAAUUGUGUGUGGAAUUUUAUUUCAAAAUCCAAAUUCCAUGCGUGAAACAAACUCGAAGGAAGAGAAUGUAUUGUUGGUGGCAGCGAGGAACAGGAAACCCCUUGUACUUAAAAUUCUGAAAUUGAGAUUGCGACCAGAAUUUUGGAAUACUUUAUCCAUGGCGGUAGAUAAGGAUGGGAAGACCAUGUUACACCUGGCAGCAGAGGCUCCAACACAGGAUAUGCCUUCCCAUGUUUCUUAUUCUGCCUUACAGAUGAUGUGGGACGCAAACUGGUUUCAGUAUGUUACAAGAUUUGUACCACAACACUAUCAGCUUUUGCGCGACAAAGACCAGAAAACCCCGAGGGAAAUCUUCAACGAAACACAUGAAAAGCUUAGGAAGGAUAGUGGGGAGUGGCUGAAGGAGACAUCUGAAUCUUGCUCUGUGGUGGCUGCGCUGGUUGCUGCUGCUUCCUUUGCUACUGCCACCACUGUUCCUGGUGGCAUAGAUGACAAUGGUAUCCCUCAUCUGGAAGAAAACCCUGCAUUCAAUGCAUUUAUUUUUGCUUCGCUAUUUGGACUUUGCUUCUCUGUGACUGGACUCAUAAUGUUCCUUACCAUCCUCACUUCUCGAAAGCUACCCACAGAUUAUCGCAGAGCAUUGCCACUCAAACUUCUUCUCGGCUUAAGUUCACUUUUCUUAUCCAUUAUUGCAUUGCUUCUUUCUUUCUGCACUGGCCAUUCCUUCCUCUUCACUCACAAAUACAAGAAGUUCAUACUGCCCAUUUAUGUUGCUAGUUUUCCUGUUACUUUCUUUGCCCUGGAUCAGGUCCCACUCUACGUUGAUCUUCUGGCAGCCAUUCUUGUUAGGGUUCCAAAGGCAACUGAUGAAAAAUAAAGUUUGUAGGAUUCAUGUUUUAUCAUAUCAGCAUUGACAUAUUUUUUAUUUCUCGCUUUCUAUCAUGCACAGAGACUGUGGUGUGUGUGCAUUUGUGCUGUAAAAAUAUAUUAUUAUGAGCUUCCAAAAACAUCUUUUGAA
Molecule: messenger RNA, 2004 nt
Organism: Vigna unguiculata (cowpea)
Lineage: Eukaryota; Viridiplantae; Streptophyta; Magnoliopsida; Fabales; Fabaceae
Source: RefSeq, a predicted model, not a curated record